This is a messenger RNA of Corticium candelabrum, 670 nucleotides long. Its product is annotated as ubiquitin carboxyl-terminal hydrolase 14-like. Gene Ontology annotation, biological process: proteasome-mediated ubiquitin-dependent protein catabolic process; protein deubiquitination; regulation of proteasomal protein catabolic process. The record is from RefSeq and is a predicted model, not a curated record. The transcript is spliced from 8 exons. Gene Ontology annotation, molecular function: cysteine-type deubiquitinase activity; proteasome binding. The coding region runs from base 1 to 639 and encodes 212 amino acids. NCBI's taxonomy places the organism in Eukaryota, Metazoa, Porifera, Homoscleromorpha, Homosclerophorida, Plakinidae.
AUGAAGCUGCAUGAGACGUCAACAGUAGAAUACCUGUUUCAACUAGGAUGCUAUAUUUCUCAAGUGUGGAUGCUGCAGACUUGUUUACAAGUUUGCUGUUGUUUUGCAGAAGUAAAAUACAUGGAGACAGGACUAAGAUCUUCACGAGUACAGAGAUUACCAGCAUAUCUCACAAUCCAAUUAGUCAGGUUUUUCUACAAAGAGAAAGAGCGUGUGAAUGCCAAGAUCCUGAAGGAUGUUAAGUUUCCUCUCAAGCUGAAUAUGUUUGAGUUUAAAGAAGGAAGUGAAAACAAGGAAUCCAAUGAGCCAAUAACGAUGGAAGUUGAUGAAGCAAAGAUUGAAUAUGAGCCUUACUCGUUUGAUGAUGAUGUUGGAUCAAACAACAGUGGCUAUUAUGAGCUCAACGCCAUUCUCGCACAUAAGGGACGUUCUUCGUCAUCGGGUCAUUAUGUAGCAUGGGUUCGAAGAUCAGGAGCCUACUGGAUCAUGUUUGAUGAUGAUAAAGUGUCACCCGUUCAUGAAGAGGAUGUUGUUAAGCUUUCUGGUGGAGGUGACUGGCAUAGUGCUUAUGUUCUACUUUAUGCUCCUAGAAGACUCAAAAGGUAUAGGCAAGACAUUACUGCAAUAAUAUAUGAAUAAUGAUUAUGGUAAACUGUGCCAUUAAAUUGUG